Adineta ricciae is the source of this 1545-nucleotide messenger RNA. The record is from the annotation of a GenBank genome assembly. NCBI's taxonomy places the organism in Eukaryota, Metazoa, Rotifera, Eurotatoria, Adinetida, Adinetidae.
AUGGAUAAAGCAUCAAUGCAUUCAAUGAAUGUGACGGAAAUCUUCGAUGAAAACAUAUGUGCUUUAAUAGACAACAUCUGUUUGAGUAGUCAGAUGCCACGUGAAUAUCUUAUCACUAUGUUAUUACCCGCAAUCGGCCAUUUUGUCAAUGGAAGUCAGAUUCGAACAAAUACUGGAACCCCAACCAAUAUUUCGUUCUUUACUACUAUUAUUGGGUAUCCCAGCGUUAAUAAAUCAAGCGCUACGGAAGCAAUUUUAAAUGCUUGUUUGGAAAUUGAAAAACAAACUGGUAUCAAACCAGAAGAAAGUCGAAUUAACUGUAGUGCUACGGUUGAGUCACUUUUAGCUGAACUUAAGAAUACAUCGCCUAGAUUGAUUCAAAUCUGGGAUGAAGCAGUCACUCUAUUACAGUCAUUUGGUCUCUAUAAGCAAGGUGGUGCUGCCUAUGACCGAUCGAUCAUGUGUACACUAUAUAAUUCAUCCGCUGUUGUUAAACGACAGACGAAAUCUGGUAAUAUUGUAGUGGAAAAUCCAGUACUCAACAUUGGGGCAGCUGCGCAUCCGGCUGAUAUAUUUUCAUGCUUAUCUAAUGAGUCAGAUGACGAUGGUCUUAUGGCUAGGUUUUUGUUUUCAGCUCCUAAACCAUGUCUUCCCCUAUCAGACGAAAUCAUCCCGCUUAAUAUUGAUGAACCGAGUUUAACUCACCUUUUGUACAUCAUAUAUUGUUUUAAUUGUACCGAGCAAGCCGAUGUACGACAAACGACGAAUGGUGAAGAACGACGCAUUUUGUACUCAUAUUCGGAAUCCGCUCUGAGGGUGAUAAACAACGCAUUCGACGAGUAUACACUUCAAAUACGAGAAGCCUACGGAAUAGAUCAAGGAUUAGGAUCGAUCUUGGGUAAAGCCAAGGUGCAAAUUAGCAGACUAGCAGGUACAUUACACGCAGUUUCGUUGGCUUCAGCUGUGUUUGAUGUAUUAAUAAAUGACAAUUCUCUACCUGGCUAUUUUGACAAAACUAGACCGGUAUUUGAUUUACUAAAACGAGCUGUUACAGAUUUCAAGGAUACUCACAAAUGGACGAUGAUCUCCGAAGACACAGCGAGAGCAGCAACAUCAUUGAUGAAUUAUUUUAUAACUCAGAAAAAAAUUGUGUCAGUAGUUGAUGUACUUGUUUUACGUACAUUACAGAUCCGAUACGUGGCAACUGACAUUUUUCUUUCUAUUCUUCAAGGUCCAGUCGAUGAAAGUUUGGAGGAAAUGCGUCAACGGCUUGAGCAUAAACGACGAGAACAGGAAGAAAUAGAAAAAAAUCAAGAUAUGGCAGCUGAGUCUCGUCGUUCGAAACCAGCAAAAGUAUCUCUACGACUAGAAGGCGCAAGUGAACAACGCUUCCCAGAGAAGGUUAUAUUACUUACAAAAGGAUCAAAAAUACCAUGGGCUGCUAUUAGUCUUAAUCAUGGCGGAUUUAAAGCAGCAACAUUACGUGAAGCAGCAGAAACUCUCCAAACUGAAAAACUUGGUAUGUUAAGAUAUACAUACACAUGA